This is a messenger RNA of Candidula unifasciata, 1103 nucleotides long. The record is from the annotation of a GenBank genome assembly. Lineage: Eukaryota; Metazoa; Mollusca; Gastropoda; Stylommatophora; Geomitridae.
GUGACCUGAGUGAGUUGUCCCUGCAGACAGAGAGCUUUGCCCAGAAGCACACCCGCCCUGUAUUACCCCAUUUGGACACUGCAUCCGGACACGCAGGUUUCACUAGCACCACCAUCAGUGGUGGCAGCAACCUCAGCUUCUUGCCAGAAUGUGUCAGCGGCAACCAGCGCUCUGGUAGCUACAGCAGCAUUGUCAGCAGCGGCCCGGGUACCAGUGUGGGAGACUCUUUGAGUCACGCCAGCUCUGGCCUGACCCCAAGAGCUCCUGGAGGCGUCAUUGGAAGCAAUCCUUUGGACAGUGUUCGCUUUGGCACGGCUGGAUUUGGGCACUUCACGGAAAAUGGAUUGCCUGGCAUUGUUACUGGAGGUAUGCCUUCAAGCUGGAGCUGUGGUGUCCAUUCAGUUGGCGUUGAUUCCAGCUCUAACUAUGGGCUCCACCCGAUGACCGAGUACAGCAGCCAUGGAAUGUUUGGGAUGCCACCAGCACCUGGUGUUGAUGGUUGUGUAUAUGGUAACAGUGAUGUGAACCAUCUGUACCCCAUGUAUGCUGGCAGUGUCCCCGACAACCUGAACCAGCCACAGCUGACCAUGAUGCAGCAGCUGCAGGUGGAGAGACGUCGCCGUCUGUGGGAGCACCAGCAGAAAGUCAGCAAAGGAGAAGACUGGCCAGGGUUCAACAGUCCACUGAUCCGAAAUGACAGUCUGUGGGACAACGACUACAACCCAAUGGAGCACAACGCCUGGUCAACCAACACCGAUAACAUUCAGGCUGGCAAUAGUUUCUGGAGCACGUUGACCAACUCGGCAUCAAACGGCUGGUCCUCGCUGCAGUCUCUGGCCACCAUCUGGGCCAGCAACCCGCAGGCUGAAGCCGGUCCUGGAGCAUUCACCCACAUGACCCGGGCCCAGCCGCAGACAGCCCCGCAGCUGAACAGCGCUACGCCAGCCUUCAACCCCUUCACCUCCAUGGCAGACAUCUGGGGUCCAACCCCCUCCAGUGCCAACCUGGAAUCUAGCAACCCCGGUUCCAGCAGCAACAUGGCGCCAGGGCAGUGGAGCCCGUUGUCUCCCCCGGGAUCCAUCAAUUCUCCCAAGGGAGACUAA